Molecule: messenger RNA, 719 nt
Organism: Anopheles nili
Lineage: Eukaryota; Metazoa; Arthropoda; Insecta; Diptera; Culicidae
Gene: Ufc1
Product: ubiquitin-fold modifier-conjugating enzyme 1
Exons: 4
Coding region: 102-611 (169 amino acids)
Biological process (GO): protein K69-linked ufmylation
Cellular component (GO): cytoplasm
Molecular function (GO): UFM1 conjugating enzyme activity
Source: RefSeq, a predicted model, not a curated record
AAUCCUCUCGUGCUCGCUUUCAGUAUUUUGUGAUAUAGAACAGUGAUUUUGGCGUAAAUCUUGAACAAAAACAACAGAAAUUACGAACCACUCCAGGCGCCAUGGUUGAUGAAGGAACGCGAAAGGCCCUCAGUGGCAUUCCCCUUCUGAAAACAAAAGCUGGCCCCCGUGAUAAAGACCUGUGGGUGCAACGGUUAAAGGAGGAAUAUCAGGCACUAAUUAAGUAUGUGCAAAAUAACAAAGCAUCAGACAUGGACUGGUUCCGGUUAGAGUCAAACAAGGAGGGAACGAAGUGGUUUGGCAAAUGUUGGUACAUGCACAACUUGCACAAGUACGAGUUCGAUGUGGAGUUUGACAUUGCCGUGACGUACCCUGCAACAUCGCCGGAAAUAGCGCUGCCUGAACUGGACGGAAAGACGGCGAAAAUGUACCGUGGCGGUAAAAUUUGCCUCACGGAUCACUUCAAGCCUCUGUGGGCGAGAAAUGUGCCCAAAUUUGGAAUUGCGCAUGCAAUGGCCCUAGGGUUAGCACCAUGGCUGGCAGUUGAGAUCCCGGAUCUAAUAGAGAAAGGCAUCGUAUCGUACCAUGAAAAGGGCACAUCCUCGGGCUAGGAGACGCCGCAUCCGUUCCACUACUAUUUAACGCCUAUCGUUGCAUUGUUAUCCCUGUUUUACUCAUUUGUCUAUCUGCUGAAGAAGUAAAAGCAUUGAAACACUUUC